AUGCUGCCCUGUGAAGAUCCUAGCACUGAAUUAGAAUUGCGGCCUUGCGAAGUUGUUACGGGUUGUGCAUGGUAUCGAACCGGAAUUGAAGUUGAAGAUGAAGAAAAAGUACGAAUACCGAAUUGUUUGAAUACACAGUUGAUUGCGAAGAUUGAUGAGCCGCUUGCAAAAUUUUCAUUAAUUCAAUUUGUACUGCUAUACGAUUGGCCUCAGAUGUUGGAGCAUGUGGGAAGAGCAAUGAUUCAACGAUUUUUAAAAACUCCACAUUCUUCAAAAAACUCACGAAAAAAUCUUUGAACAUUCCGGGACCAAAACCAGUCUCAGAAAUUCGUACAACACGUUUACCUCAUGUUAUAGUUGGAGAUGAGGCAUUUAGCUUAACAGAACAUAUUAUGCGACCAUAUUGCGGCAAGAAUUUAACCAAAGAAAAACGAAUAUUUAAUUACCGCCUCUCUAGAGCAAGACGUUAUAUUGAGUGUUGUUUUGGAAUCCUGGUAAACAAAUGGAGAAUAUUUCACAAACCACUCAAUGUACAUAUUGAAUUUGCGGAAAACAUAAUUAAAGCUUGUUGUGUUCUUCACAAUUACGUCAGGCUAAGAGAUGGAUACAGAUACGAAGACACAUUGUUCGAAACAGCUCUAGAUGGUUUGAGUACGACUACAAUUGGACCUGGUGUAAGGUCUCGAAACACGAGGGAUAUAUUCGCUGAUUAUUUCAUGAAGGAAGGUCGACUGCCGUGGCAAGAAAAAAUGAUCUAAUUUUCUUUGUUUGUUACUAAU
Molecule: messenger RNA, 779 nt
Organism: Acanthoscelides obtectus
Lineage: Eukaryota; Metazoa; Arthropoda; Insecta; Coleoptera; Chrysomelidae
Source: the annotation of a GenBank genome assembly